Molecule: messenger RNA, 1728 nt
Organism: Sebastes umbrosus (honeycomb rockfish)
Lineage: Eukaryota; Metazoa; Chordata; Actinopteri; Perciformes; Sebastidae
Product: mothers against decapentaplegic homolog 3
Exons: 8
Coding region: 232-1509 (425 amino acids)
Biological process (GO): SMAD protein signal transduction; anatomical structure morphogenesis; cell differentiation
Cellular component (GO): heteromeric SMAD protein complex
Molecular function (GO): DNA-binding transcription factor activity, RNA polymerase II-specific; I-SMAD binding; RNA polymerase II cis-regulatory region sequence-specific DNA binding
Source: RefSeq, a predicted model, not a curated record
ACAGACUACCGGUGCACAGUUCACCGCUGAGCUGCAGCCAGACGGAGUGCGCUCACACCGGAGGGUUUAACUCCGGGAUGCAUCUGCGUGGCGUCUAAUAAACAACAACUAGUUGUUUCUAACUAAAUAACGCGUUCACCUGUCACUGUUUUGGACCGCUUUGGAGAGCAGUUGUUCCCGUGGAGACUUUGUAAGACACACUGUGGACGGGACUUAAAAGCUGAACUCAAGAUGUCAAUCCUGCCUUUCACUCCCCCCAUCGUCAAGAGACUGCUGGGCUGGAAGAAGGGAGAGCAGAACGGCCAGGAGGAGAAGUGGUGUGAAAAGGCGGUGAAAAGUCUGGUGAAGAAGCUGAAGAAGACGGGACAGCUGGACGAACUGGAGAAAGCCAUCACCACCCAGAAUAUCAACACCAAAUGCAUCACUAUACCGAGGUCUCUGGAUGGCCGUCUUCAGGUCUCCCACAGAAAAGGUUUGCCGCACGUCAUCUACUGCCGUCUGUGGCGCUGGCCCGACCUGCAGUCCCACCAUGAGCUGCGGGCGGUGGAGCUGUGCGAGUACGCCUUCCACACGAAGAAGGAUGAAGUGUGUGUCAACCCGUACCACUACCAGAGAGUAGAGACGCCAGUACUCCCACCAGUGCUGGUGCCCAGACACACAGAAAUCCCCACCGAGUUCCCACCUUUGGAUGACUACAGCCAUUCAAUCCCAGAAAACACCAACUUCCCUGCUGGUAUUGAGCCUCAGAGCAACUAUAUACCAGAAACGCCACCACCAGGCUACCUCAGUGAGGAUGGAGAGACCAGCGAUCACCAGAUGACCCACAGCAUGGACACAAGCUCCCCAAACCUGUCACCUAACCCUGUUUCACCCACACACAGCAACUUAGACCUUCAACCAGUGACAUACUGCGAGCCGGCCUUCUGGUGCUCUAUUUCCUACUACGAGUUGAACCAGCGGGUAGGAGAGACCUUCCACGCCUCACAGCCCUCGCUGACAGUGGAUGGCUUCACGGACCCCUCCAACUCAGAGCGUUUCUGCCUGGGCCUGUUGUCCAACGUCAACCGCAACGCAGCUGUGGAGUUAACACGCAGACAUAUUGGCCGUGGUGUGCGGCUGUAUUACAUCGGAGGAGAAGUGUUCGCAGAGUGUCUCAGCGACAGCGCCAUCUUUGUCCAAAGCCCCAACUGUAACCAACGUUACGGCUGGCACCCUGCCACAGUCUGCAAGAUCCCUCCAGGAUGUAACCUGAAGAUCUUCAACAACCAGGAGUUUGCUGCCCUGCUGGCCCAGUCAGUCAACCAGGGGUUUGAGGCUGUGUACCAACUCACCAGGAUGUGCACCAUCCGCAUGAGCUUCGUCAAGGGCUGGGGAGCCGAGUACAGGCGACAGACGGUGACCAGCACCCCCUGCUGGAUUGAGCUGCACCUGAACGGCCCCCUGCAGUGGCUCGACAAGGUGCUCACACAAAUGGGCUCCCCCAGCAUCCGCUGCUCCAGCGUCUCCUAGGGAAACCCUUCAUCCACCCACUUCCCGUCAGUGACUAAACACACACACAGACUGCAUGCAGGCAAGAACGGCUACACAAAGACGACGAGCCCCCUCAUUCAGCCAAUCUGUAACUUAGUCCUUCCUCCCCACCAGCUGUCAGUAGCACUUUUUAUAUACAUGUUGUUUGUGGCAAAAGGGGACAAGUGCAUUAAAGCAGUACCAUUUUAGUAUGAUCUC